UCGAGCCUCGUAACUAACAAACAUAUUUCAAAAAAUUAAUAGAUCUGCAUUGGAAGGGGUUAAACAUAUUAUCUUUGUUCGGCGUGAACGUUAACAUCAGUCAUCACAUUAUUUAAUUAUCACUUUACAAGAGAUGAAUUUAAUAUAACACAUCCUGUCUCAUGAACUAAAGCUAAUAUUCAUUUGAAUGAAUAUAAACCAGAAAGUUAAUAGGAAUUAAAUGUUCAAAAAAAAUUUAAAAAUGAGCUUAAAAUUAUUUUUUUUUAUCUUAUUUUUCAAUAUAAUAGUUAUAACAGCGGCAGAUAGAAAAAAUAUUUUAAAUACAUUUUUUGAUGCUUUAUUGAGUGACAACAGCCAUAAGAAUCGAUACAAAACAUUGCUGCAAACAGGAAUACAUGAUUUUUCAGUUGGAUUGUUUGAGGGAUCAGGUGGUCGUAUUAACAAAAUAUCAAAUAUCCAACGAACUGGUAAUGUCAUUGUGCACCCCGGAAAAGAUGAAACCUGGAUAGAAAUGUCUUUCAUUGUGCAACAUCUAGAUGUGAUUUGGGACAAUUCAACUUGUUUUGGAAUUAAAUGUCAGCUUUGGGCUACUAUGUUGGACAAUAAAUUUGAUGUGAAAAUGGCUGUAAAACCGAUCAACUGCCUGGUAUCAUACAAUAUUAAUUUAAAUACCGUCGGAACAAUGGAAGUGAGUGUGUCAGAACUACCUAAAUAUAUGCCAAGUUUUUUAUUUAAUGGAGCAUUGUACAUAGUAGAAGUGUUUUUUAAAGGUCCACUAAUGGAAAGUGUCAAACAUCGUAUAAACCAUAGUGUUAUACAUGAUUUUAUAGAUAAAAAUCAAAUAGACCAAAUAUGUAUAGCCGUCAAUGAAACAAUUUACCCCAAAAUAGUCUAAAUGUUACGCAAUCAAAAAAAAAUAUUUUUAUUUAACUACCAUUUUAUUUUAUUCAACAAAUUAAGAAGUCAGACAUACAAUUAUGACACUAACAAAACGUUUAUUUCUUACUUCAGUAAAUACUAACAUUAAGAUUAAAAUUAAAUAAUCAAGUUAUUUUUAUUUGGUGUAGUAUAAUAAGCUAUAUUUUACUCUUUAUUUGUCAAUUAUUUUUUAAUAAUUCUUAAAACUAAUUACUUUUAUGUUGUAAAGUUUAUCAGUAAAGAUAAAACUAGACUAAAUUAUUUUAAAAUUAUUUAUGAUUAAUGUUUAUUUAAGUAAUAUUUAAAAUAAAAUCAAGUA
This is a messenger RNA of Metopolophium dirhodum (rose-grain aphid), 1237 nucleotides long. RefSeq lists its product as uncharacterized. The record is from RefSeq and is a predicted model, not a curated record. The transcript has a single exon. NCBI's taxonomy places the organism in Eukaryota, Metazoa, Arthropoda, Insecta, Hemiptera, Aphididae. Bases 221 to 895 code for a protein of 224 amino acids.